Molecule: messenger RNA, 2557 nt
Organism: Nanorana parkeri
Lineage: Eukaryota; Metazoa; Chordata; Amphibia; Anura; Dicroglossidae
Gene: SCMH1
Product: sex comb on midleg homolog 1 (Drosophila)
Exons: 13
Coding region: 45-2003 (652 amino acids)
Biological process (GO): regulation of DNA-templated transcription
Cellular component (GO): nucleus
Molecular function (GO): protein binding
Source: RefSeq, a predicted model, not a curated record
CGGCAGACUGGAAAGAUGGGAGGAGACAUGGCAGACCUGCUGAUAUGCACACUCAUCAAGGUCACUUCAGCUGGGAAAAAUACCUGAAGGAGACAGGAUCUCAACCGGGCCCAACGCAUUGCUUCAGACAGUCCGGUUCUCCACCCUCCAAUGAUUACAAGAUUGGAAUGAAGCUAGAGGCCCAGGACCCUAGGAACACAACCUCCACUUGCAUUGCCUCUGUGGUAGGUCUCACAGGAGCUCGGCUAAGACUGCGCCUUGAUGGAAGCGAUAACAAAAAUGACUUCUGGAGACUGGUGGAUUCAUCAGAGAUUCAGCCCAUUGGCACUUGUGAAAAGAGUGGGGGCAUGUUACAGCCCCCAUUAGGUUUUAGGCUUAAUGCUUCCUCGUGGCCCAUGUUUCUCCUGAAGACCUUAAACGGGGCUGAGAUGGCACCUGCCAAAACAUUUCACAAGGAGCCUCCUUCUCCAGCCCAGAACCAUUUUGAGGUAGGAAUGAAACUGGAGGCUGUGGACAGGAAAAAUCCACAUUUUAUUUGCCCAGCUACCAUUGGGGAGGUAAGAGGCAGUGAAAUCCUUGUGACCUUUGAUGGAUGGAGAGGUGCAUUCGAUUACUGGUGUCGAUAUGACUCCCGGGACAUCUUUCCUGUUGGAUGGUGUUCUUUAACUGGGGACAACUUGCAGCCUCCAGGGACUAAAGUGGCUAUUCCAAAAAGUCCGGCUCCCGCUGCUGGUUUGGCCUCUGGUAUUCUGCGAGGUCCCAGAAACUUAGUUUCAGGGGUACCCGGUCGAAGGCGUCGAAAGCCAGGAAGGAAGAAGGGUCAGGUGCCAAAGGCUCUCACCCAUCAGUUGACAGGACAACCACCCAACCUUAACGAACCUUUCCGUUUCCCUAAGAAGAGGGGUCCCAAACCAGGAAGCAAGAGGAAACCUCGGGUUUUGCUGAACCAAGUUCCUACUUCUCCAACAAAUAGUACUCCAGAACCAGACACCAGCACUGUACCACAGGACGCUGCCACCAUUCCAUGUGCUGCGAUGCAGGCCCCUACAGUUUGCAUUUACCUAAACAAAAAUGGAGAUUCUGGCCCUCACCUUGACCGGAAGAAAGUUCAGCACCUUCCAGACCACUUUGGACCUGCCCGGGCAUCUGUUGUACUACAGCAAGCAAUACAGGCCUGCAUAGACUGUGCAUACCACCAGAAAACAGUCUUCAGCUUCCUCAAGCAGGGUCAUGGGGGGGAAGUUAUAUCCGCUGUAUUUGAGAGGGAACAACAUACACUGAACCUUCCAGCGGUGAACAGUAUUGGUUAUGUUCUUCGUUUUCUGGAGAAACUAUGUCGGAAUCUACAUAGUGACAACCUGUUUGGUAACCAGCCCUUUACCCAGAAUCCUGCACAGCAGUUGGGGUCAUAUGACAAUGAGCGAUAUCUAACAGAAAGGUGCAACUCUGAGGGCAGUGUCCAUGGACCAGGAAGAGGAACAAAGAGAUACUCUCAUGAGACCCCUCCAUACAAUGCCCCACUGUGUCCCAAAAUACCAAAGAGUGACUGCCAUGCAUCAGAAGGAGAAACGUUCCUACAGGAUGCUGGUCUUCCAGGGUCUGUGGAGCAGCGUUUGGGUCCAGGAGACUCUCCCAGCAGUCCAAACACAUGUAGAAUCUCCAGGGAAUAUCGAUCUCCGGCAUACAGAAACCACCACCAGCCUAGCAGUCUCUCACAGGGAGGCGUGCGUAGGCUGAGUUCAGCUGAGUCAGAGAGGUACGCUAACAGUCGGCAAGGGCCUCGUGAUCCUUCUCAGUGGAACAUGGAAGACGUAAUGCAGUUCAUCAGAGAAGCUGAUCCACAACUCGGAUCCCAUGCUGAGCUCUUUCGUAAACACGAAAUAGAUGGAAAAGCCUUGCUCCUUCUGAGAAGCGAUGUCAUGAUGAAAUACAUGGGGCUAAAGUUGGGUCCUGCCCUGAAGCUGUCUCACCACAUAGACAAAUUGAAGCAGGGAAAGUUCUGACCGUGAAAAGGGGCCCAGUUAUCGCUCACUGAAUGGUCAUGUAUUGGACUGCCUCAGCAACUUUUUGUAAAGUCACUUUUCAAGAAUUACGUCCCCAUUUUAUGGGGCAUUUCACACAUUGUUGACUUUUCAAGCUACAAAUUCCCAGUUUCUGAGAUGCUCCUCCAGUCCUGUGAACUUGUCCUUUAUAUUUCACAAUAUUGGGAGAUAAAGACUUUAUACUUUUGGAUGGCCUUUUGGUUGUCCUUCUCCUUGAUUAAAUCCAUAUGAUACUUUUCUUAUCUUAUAUAGCACUGGCAGUGCACACGGCGCUGUACAUAGUAGAAUAAAUGAGGCACAAUGAACUUUUGGCCGGAAAAUUUUUGAAUUUGAUGCUUUGUUAGGUUACCGAAAAUCCACUUUACGUCUUGUAUAUGGGAUAAAAUGAAGGGGUCGCCAAUAUAUGUAUUAAUAAAUUCAGAUCCAAUUACACAGGCUUUGUGCAUAAAUGGCAUUAAUCUGAUGUUUCCCAAUUCAAUUCCUUAGGGGAUGCUAACAGUACGGUUUCCAGACUU